Messenger RNA from Phytophthora nicotianae INRA-310, 243 nucleotides. RefSeq lists its product as hypothetical. Bases 1 to 243 code for a protein of 80 amino acids. Gene Ontology annotation, molecular function: zinc ion binding; nucleic acid binding. The transcript has a single exon. The record is from RefSeq and is a predicted model, not a curated record. NCBI's taxonomy places the organism in Eukaryota, Oomycota, Peronosporomycetes, Peronosporales, Peronosporaceae.
AUGGAGGUCGAUCACGUCAACGUACAGGACGUGAGUCGUGAAGAAUGCCGUAAACGCAGACUAUGCUUUCGUUGCAAACGAGCGGGACAUCGCAUGAGUGACUGUCGUGUAAAGCUCCCGCACCGAAAGAAUGAACGACUUCACAAGUCGAACACCAGAAGUAUUAACGCAGUGCAGAUCAAUCAGCCGACCGUGGCAGACGUGCAGGGUGGUGAACCACUGUCGUUCCGCAAUUACAGCUGA